UCAUCCUUGCUGUGUGUAAACGUUUAAGUGGCUCUAAGCGUUUCUGGGAAAGAAGGAGGUUAAACCGACUGCAAACACGAGGGAUUCUGCAUGUCGCGGAGAUGUCUGCUGCUUUGAAAUAACUUUACCUCCUCGGUCGAUAAAUCGUUUUAUUAUUAUUGUUAUUAUUAUUAUUAUAAUACUAUAUUUUUUCUGCCAUAACCCCGGUGCUGCUAUUGACAAGGCGAAACGGGAGAUAAGCCUACAUCGUUUUUGUGUGGUCUGGAUCAAACACGGUUCUGUUAGUUUUUUUGGAUUUAGCCAUUUCAUUCCAUUUGCACACCGAGUGUGUCGUUUGCUUUCUGUCCUUUUUGGGAUGUACAAUCGUCGUUGGUUGUUUUAAACUUAGUUCUCCCUCCACUGUGCUCCCCAAGUGCCUGUAACUGGGUUUCUGAUUCUAAACCUCCAGUAGUGUGAGGGCUAACUGAAGGCAAACCUGCCAGCGUACGGCGGAGCAGCUCGGAGCCACAGACACGCACUCGUGCACCAUGAGCCAGGCGGAUAUAUCCACUUGCUCCGCGCCUCAGAGGGUCUUCCAGGAGGCUGUGAAGAAGGGCAACACGAAGGAGCUUCACUCGCUGCUGCAGAACAUGACCAGCUGCGAGUUCAACGUGAACUCCUUCGGGCCAGAGGGGCAAACAGCGCUGCACCAGUCCGUCAUCGACGGCAACCUGGAGCUGGUCAAGCUGCUGGUGAAGUUCGGGGCAGAUAUCCGACUGGCUAACAGGGAAGGGUGGAGUGCUUUGCACAUCGCCGCUUUCGGAGGACACCAGGACAUCGUUUUAUACCUCAUCACCAAGGCGAAGUACUCCUCCGGCGCCAGGUAAACCACGGCAAACAAAUAAGCAACAGCAAAAGAGACAAGUUCCUGUUUAAACCCGUAUCUUUCCUUGCUCUGCCAAAUUGAGAGACUGUGGCAAAACCAAAUGGAGGGGGAGGGCUGGGGUAAAUGGGCCUUUAACUAACUACAUGGUCACAUCUGACAAUAUACAGACAGCAUGGAAGAAAUGAACAUGCAUAUAUUUUUGUGCGUUGGUACUAAAGCUUUUCGUGUGUGUGCGUGAAUGUGUAAAACAUCAGAAUGGGACUCCGAACUGAACUCUAGGGGGCAGAUGCUUAUUGCGAGCCGUGCUGUAUCUGAAACGCGUUGAUAUUUUGCUUUCCCCACCCGUAUUCCGACAAGCCCCGCCCAUUAUGCGCUGGGAUUGGCCAGUAAGGCCUUGCGUCCUGCGCUGUACUCAAAAGAAGCCCGCUGUUCUAGAACGCUUCUACUAGCCAAUCGUCGCACAGCGGGGCGGAGCCUGUCGCAAUACUGCGGGAAAAAAAAUAACGCCUCUGAAACGGCUUGGAGGCGUUUACCUGUUGCUCAGCUGUUUCACUAGUAUGACCAUUACUGAAAUAUUUAGAGGAACAAUAUUUAAAAAGAUGGCACUUGAGGCUGUAUGCUGGAAUAUUUGAAAUUUUGAAAGGGAAGAGGUAAUGUCUAGAAUGAAGGCCAUCCUUUAUUUGGCUAAACACUGUUUUUAAAAAGCGUUUUAAAGCCUUUUCCAUCAAUCAGAACAUAUUUUGGCAAUUUGUUUCAAAAAGGCAUUAUUAUAUCCAAUGCUUUUUAAAAGUUUGUAAUCUUGAUAACAGCAAGUGACUUAAUGAUGUUAAGUACUGUACACAAUAGCUUUACUGUGUUUUCAUUGUAAGAGUAGUCCAAUGCGCCCUGCAGCUUUCAGGCUAAUGUGUUACUAAAAAAACAGCUGCUUUUGCUUUGUAUCAGGAAAAGUCACAUUUGGAAUACACUUUAUAAUCUUCUCUCAGUAUUUUUUUUAUUAUUAACACCCUGGUCAUCACUGUGAAUACAGGCUGGGUUUUGUUCUAUUUAUGAAGGUACAUUGAGAUAAUACAUUUAAAUUAUGUUGUGGUUGUUAUUUUAUUUUUUUUUUUU
Pygocentrus nattereri (red-bellied piranha) is the source of this 1975-nucleotide messenger RNA. RefSeq names its product NOTCH regulated ankyrin repeat protein a (gene nrarpa). Gene Ontology annotation, molecular function: phosphatase regulator activity; enzyme inhibitor activity; protein binding. Bases 528 to 866 code for a protein of 112 amino acids. The record is from RefSeq and is a predicted model, not a curated record. Gene Ontology annotation, cellular component: cytoplasm. The transcript has a single exon. NCBI's taxonomy places the organism in Eukaryota, Metazoa, Chordata, Actinopteri, Characiformes, Serrasalmidae.